UAAAAACGCUCCACCAGCCGUUGAUGAGAAAACCGACAGCACCUGAACGCACCUCCGGGCGGGUUCCUCUCUUCAGCCCCACCAUGCCGGCGGGCAUGAAGCCCCUGGAAAAGUUCCUGAAGAAGCAGACCACUGCGCUGACCCGGGCCGGGGGCUUCGUCGGCGGGGUGGCGGACAAGGCUGGCGGGGGCACGGGGGCCUCCCGCCGGAGGGCCAGUCUGUCCCGGGUCGUCCCGUUCUUCCGGGAGACGUCACCGGAGAGCGGACAGCCUCGCGAGGUGUUCAGCCCUGAUAGCGAGGACCCCCCCUCCUGGCCCUCCGCCACGGGGCCCGGUCUGGUCCCGGUGUCCAGCAGCGCCAACAGCUCCGGUUCUGGAUCCGGAGACGUCCGCAGUCCAUCUCUGUCCAGCGACGAGCAGAGCUCCGAGGCCAGCCUGGUCACGGAGGGAGGAGGAGGAGGAGGAGGAGGAGGAGGAGCAGGAGGAGGAGCAGGAGCAGGAGCAGGAGCAGGAGCAGGAGCGACGCCUCUUCCUCCCGACACGCCGGACAACCUGACCCUCGCUCUGCUGGACAGCGCGGCGGGAAGACGCACCGGACUCUGCACAGAAACCCUGCUGGACGACUUCAUGCUGACGCAUCCCAUCUUCCUGACGGCCGACAGGUUCCAGCAGGUCCUGCUGCAGCAAUUCAGCCUGGAGACGGAGGGGAGGGGAGGAGGGAGAGGAGGAGGGGGGAGGAGAGGAGGAGGAGGGGGGGAGGAGGCCGUGAUGGACGGAGCAGAGAGGAGGAGGGCGGUGCUGAAUGUGGCGUUCAGGUACCUGGAAACCUACAGAGAGCUGCUGCAGGAAGAGGGGCGGAGCAACAGCUUCCCCAAGGAGCUGUACCUGUGUGCGGUUCAGGAGUUGAGUCGGUGUCCUGAGCUGGUGGACGACGUUCUUAAACUGCAGAGAUGGACCGAGAUCUUACACACACCCUCUGAUGAAGAGAAGGAGAGCAGGAAGAAGCAGGUUCGUCCUCUGUUCAGACACUUCAGACGCAUCGACGCCUGUCUGCAGCCCAGAGAGGCGUUCAGAGGCUCUGACGAGAUCUUCUGCAGGGUCUACACCCCGGACCACUCCUACGUCACCAUCAGGAGCCGUCUGUCCUGCCGGGUCGGAGAGAUUCUGGCUCUGGUCCGGGAGAAGCUCCAGUACAGCGAAGACCAACCGGUUCUCCCGGGGAACCUCGUACUGGUGGCCGUCACAUCAGCCGGAGAGAAGGUCGUGUUUCGUCCCAGUGAUGAAGCCGUCUUCACCACACUGGGAGUCAACACCCACCUGUUCGCCUGUGAACCCACGGAGCUCGACUCACUGCUUCCUCUGCCUGAGGAGAUCCACUGGACACCUGGUGACAGCAAACUGCAUGACAUGUCAGCAGAGGAAGUAGCCAAUCAGCUGGUGGCGUUCGACUGGGAGCUCUUCAGCUGCGUGCACGAGGUGGAGUUUGUGUGUUACGUGUUUCACGGGGAGCAGUCCCGCUGGCGCCCCCUAAACCUGGAGCUGGUACUGCAGCGCUGCAGCGAGGUGCAGCACUGGGUCGCCACGGAGAUCCUGCAAUGUCAGUCACUGCCAAAGAGGGUCCAGCUGCUCCGCAAGUUCAUCAAGAUCGCAGCACUCUGUAAGCAGCAUCAGGACCUGCUGUCGUUCCUCGCUGUAGUUCUUGGUCUCGACAACCCAGCUCUCAGCAGACUUCGACUCACCUGGGAGGGUCUCCCGGGGAAGUUCAGGAAGCAGUUUCAGCAGUUUGAGAGUGUUGCGGACCCGUCCAGGAACCACAAGUCCUACAGAGACCUGAUCACCAGCCUGAGACCUCCACUGAUCCCCUUCACUCCGCUGCUGCUCAAAGACCUGACGUUCCUCCACGAGAGCUGCAAGACGUUCCACGGAGAACUCGUCAACUUUGAGAAGAUGCACAAAGUGGCCGACAUGGUGAGGAUCAUCAGACGCUACAGGAGCAGCCAGCUUGCCCUGGACACGGAGACCACGCCCCCUCACCUCCAGACCAAGGCCUACGUCCGCCAGCUGCAGGUGAUCGACAACCAGAACCUGCUGUUUGACAUGUCCUGCAGGCUGGAGCCCAAGGACACAUAGAGGAGGAGGAGGAGGAGGAGGUCCUCUUCAUCUUCGUCUUCCUCCUCUCAUGUGGAAUAUUCCCAAACUUUUUGCAACCUGAAUCCUCGUAAUGUCAUCCGCCACUUCCUGUGGCGGCCGACCAAUCAGACGGGAGCCCCCUCUAACCUCUGACCCCUCCAAUCAGCAGGCCUCAAAGGGUUUUAUCUUCUAAAUGUCUUUUUAUAAAAACAGCUGUUGAUUGUUUUUAUCGUCGGGGUCAACAACAACAACAUGUCAAACAGCGGAUCCUACUUCCUGUCUGGAGGUGGUUUGAGUCUCUGACAAUCCGAGUUUACAGAAAACAAGACGUCUGCGUCUGAACUUCAGGACUGAAUUUAUAUUUUUCCAUCAGAAGGAACUCUGUGUUUACAUCAGGGGUCGGGUUGACCUCUGACCUCUGAGCUGCCAUCUUCCACACAGAGCCGUCGGGAGCUCCGGGGCCGUUGAUCGUGGUUCGUUCAGAGGCGGUCGGGAUGUUUUCCUCGCUGGAUGAGAGUGUAGAUGCUGGUUUUCUGCUUUUUUGGUUUCAGGACUUAAACGAUGGACUUCCUCCAUAAACGUGUCUCACAAUGUUUGAGAACCCAACAGAACCCGCACGGCGCUCUCUUUCCAGGACCGUACUGCUGUUUUGUGGCUUUUAACCAGUUUAACAUUCAUUGUUUCUCUAGUCUCUGAUCAUGUGACUUUGUAAACAACCAAUCAGUGUUCAGACCAAGAGGAGGAGCGCUACUAGCGUUAGCAGCACCGCUAACGGAGAACCAGCGAGGUUCACUUCAGGUACAUGGUGUCGCGUUCAGGCUCUGCUCAGUGAACAUGAGUACUGGCUGACGGUAGAUGAUAACGUUCUCAUGAUGCGUUCAGGCUCUGCUCAGUGAACAUUUAGUAUUUUCUUUCUCUUUUUUAAAAUUCAACGGGCAAAAACGUGAAGAAACAGCGGUGUGGUCCUUUAAGAACGCGGUGCUGAUGGUCACAUGGCGGCCAAUCAGCUGUUUACGGGACGACGUCACACCUGAGACACAAACACAUAAUGUACGAAGGAGUGGACGGGAAAAAAACGUUUUUGGGAUCCAUCCCGCGGUUCUGUCUGAUUGACCAAUCGGCUGCGAGGAAGGACCCGGCCAGCCCCACAUUGGUCAGUUCAGUCGGCGUCCGAGGCAAUAACAGGAAGUGAAGCUCGGUCCCUGAACCUAUCGUAGCAGCGAAGCACUUAAACCUUAAACUUCGUUGACUCAUCGUCUCCAUUCGACCGGUUCCAUCAGUCGGUUCCGUGUCGGUCAGCUGAUCACACGUCAGUUCCUUUGACUCCAGUUGAGUUCCAUCAGUCGGUUCCGUGUUGGUCAGCUGGUCUGAGUCCUUCAGAUGGUUGUCUUCACUGCACUGAAGAGUUUCUCUCUACCGCGUGGAACACGUUACAACACAUGUUCUCCACGUGUUGCACCACAUGUUCCCCACGUGGAACACGUGUUCCACCACAUAUUCCCCACGUGUUCCACCACAUGUUCCCCACGUGUUCCACCACAUGUUCCCCACUUGUUCCACCGACGUGUUCCAUCGACGUGUUCCACCCAGGCGUGUUCCACCACGUGUUCCACCACGUGUUCCACCACGUGUUCCACCGACGCGUUCCAUCGACGUGUUCCACCCAGGCGUGUUCCACCACGUGUUCCACCACGUGUUCCACCGACGCGUUCCACCACGUGUUCCACCGACGUGUUCCAUCGACGUGUUCUACCACGUGUUCCACCGAUGUGUUCCCCACGUGUUCCACCACAUGUUCCCCCACAUGUUCCUCCACGUGUUCCACCGGCGUGUUCCACCACGUGUUCCACCGGCGUGUUCCACCACGUGUUCCACCACGUGUUCCCCACGUGUUCCACCGACGUGUUCCACCACGUGUUCCACCGACGUGUUCCACCACGUGUUCCAUCGACGUGUUCCACCACGUGUUCCACCACGUGUUCCACCGACGUGUUCCACCACGUGUUCCACCGACGUGUUCCACCACGUGUUCCAUCGACGUGUUCCACCGACGUGUUCCACCACUUGUUCCACCGACGUGUUCCAUCGACGUGUUCCACCCACGUGUUCCACCGACGUGUUCCACCGACGUGUUCCACCGACGUGUUCCACCACGUGUUCCACCACGUGUUCCACCGACGCGUUCCACCACGUGUUCCACCACGUGUUCCACCGAUGUGUUCCCCACGUGUUCCACCGAUGUGUUCCCCACGUGUUCCAUCGACGUGUUCCAUCGACGUGUUCCACCGACGUGUUCCAUCGACGUGUUCCACCGACGUGUUCCACCACGUGUUCCACCGAUGUGUUCCCCACGUGUUCCAUCGACGUGUUCCACCGACGUGUUCCACCGACGUGUUCCACCGACGUGUUCCACCACGUGUUCCACCACGUGUUCCACCACUUGUUCCACCCACGUGUUCCACCACGUGUUCCACCACUUGUUCCACCCACGUGUUCCACCACAUGUUCCACCACGCGUUCCACAUUAAAUUAGAAUGAAAUCAUUUCUAACCUGUCAGAUUUUUUAGGGAAAGAACAUUUUUAAAUAAUUGUAAAUUCAGAAAAACAGAAGCAAUUAGAUAAAUGUCCUAAUAUUUAGAUAUUGUUAAAUUUUUAUUUAAAAACAAUUGUAUUAUGAUUUAUUUAAAAAAAUAAUUUUAUGAGUAAGUCGUAUGUUACCUCAAUGUUUUAAUAUUUUAGAUUAGAAUGUGAAGAGAUGGUUGUCGUAAAGGUUUUCCUGCUCAGCUUUUAUUUCUUUACCUCUUGACUUUUAUUCUGAUGGUUUACAGGAAGUUGAAUAAAGUCUGUUUGUUGGGGUGAA
Cyclopterus lumpus (lumpfish) is the source of this 4989-nucleotide messenger RNA. RefSeq names its product Rap guanine nucleotide exchange factor (GEF)-like 1 (gene rapgefl1). Gene Ontology annotation, cellular component: plasma membrane. Gene Ontology annotation, biological process: Ras protein signal transduction; positive regulation of GTPase activity. The transcript has 17 exons. Lineage: Eukaryota; Metazoa; Chordata; Actinopteri; Perciformes; Cyclopteridae. Gene Ontology annotation, molecular function: guanyl-nucleotide exchange factor activity. The coding region runs from base 24 to 2129 and encodes 701 amino acids. The record is from RefSeq and is a predicted model, not a curated record.